AUGCCACGGGUAGCCAAGGGAAAAGCCAAAAAGGACACAACAUCUGAAGCAGCAGCUGCAGCAACGAAGACGCCAAGUAGUGCUGAAGAAUUGUUUGAUGCCUUGACAAAAGAAAAUAAAAAAGAUGAUGACAAUAUUAAUGACAUUGCCAACAACAACGAUGAUGAAGAUGAAGAAGCAGCACCCGCCGUAGAAGUUCCAGCAAAAGCCACAAAUGGCAAAGCAGCAGCAGGCCGUGGCAAGAAAGCCAAAGUUGAAAAAGAAGAAAAGCCGGCUAAAAAAGCCCCCGCCAGCAGAGCUAGGGGAGGUAAAAAAGCCGCCGCUGCCGCCGUUGUUGAAGACAGUGUUGAGGUUACAGCCAAAGAGACCGAGAACGUUGUCAUCAGCAAUGGUGAUGCAGAAAUGGGGGACACAGAAUCACUGCCAAAGGAGGAGGAGGCGGAGGAAGAAGCUGUUGUGGUGACUAGCAAAGCUAAAGGUGGUAGGGGAGGUAAGCGUGGUGCCAAAGCAGCGGCAGCAGCAGCACCAGUUAAGGUUGAAAAUGGCGAUCAAGCCGUAAAUGGGGAUACCAAGGAUAUGGAAAAGGAAGAAGAAGUUGUUGCAGCACCCAAAUCCAAGGGUCGUGGUGGUAAGAGAACCACCAAACCGGCUGCCAAAAAGGCGGAGGAGGAGGCUGUAAAUGAGGAUGUUGCAGCUAUUGCGGCCACAGAAGAACCUACUCCCAAAGUAGCCAAAGGCAGAGCGGGUGGUCGUAAAAAGAAAUCAGAGGAAAAGGAAGAAACGGAAUCAGUAGAAAUUAAAGAAGAAAAAACUGAAGAAAUUGCAGAGGAGGUGCCUGAACCACCCAAAAAGAAAGGAAGAGCCUCAGCAAAAAAAUCAGCUGCAAAAGAGCCAGUUGUGGAGGAGGAUAAAACCGAAACGGCAAAGCCUUCCGCCAAAAAAGCCACCAAGAGAGGUGCCGCCAAAGACACCAAGGAAAAAGAAGAAGUCGAAAAGGUGCCCCCGAAGAAGGCAAGAGGAGGAGCAGGAGCUGCAGCCAAAGCAGCAAAUAUAAAGACUGAAGAAAUUUCAAAUGAUCAUGAUGUGCCACCACAAGAAAAUGGCGGUGAAGCUAUUGUGGUGGAAGCUGCAGUUCCUAAAAAACGUGGCCGUAAAGAUGCCACCGCUGAAAAAGAACUAAAGACUGAAGAAGAAAAACCUAAAAAGGGCGGUAGAGGUGGUAAACGAAAGGCGGCCGAAAAGGUCGUGAAGGAGGAUGAGUCGGAGCCGGUCGUUGAGGCAAAACAAGUGAAACAGGAAGAGGAGCCAGUGGCUUCGGAAGUUGUUAAAGAAGAAACAAAAACCACAGAAAAACCCACAACUAGCCGUGGCGGAGCUGGGAGUCGUAAACGUGCCGCACCGUCUACUAACAAAACAAAAAAGACAGCUGCCGAUGCUAAAAAAGCUGACAAAAAAGUUGAUGAAGACAACAAAAAUGCUGACGACGACAACAACAACGAUGAUGAUGAUAAUGAGGUUUUAGAUGAAGACGAAGCAGAUGGUUCGAAACCUACAAAGGCAAAAAAGAAAAAGGAUUCACCGCCCCUCAAUUCGACCACUACGCAUUACAAUAAAGCUGAUUUUGAUUUGCCACCCUUGCCCGAUGGCCAAACGGCUGAUGAGCCUCGUUUCAACUUGAAAAUUUCCAGCUGGAAUGUUGCCGGCCUCCGGUCAUGGCUUAAGAAAGAGGGCCUGAAAUUUUUGGAAUACGAAGAACCCGAUAUUUUCUGUUUGCAGGAGACAAAAUGUACCACAGAUCAAUUACCCGAAGAGGUACAGCGUAUACCCGGCUAUCAUCCGUAUUGGUUGUGUAUGCCCGGAGGUUAUGCCGGUGUGGCCAUAUAUUCCAAAAUUAUGCCUAUCAAUGUUGAAUAUGGCAUUGGCAAUAAGGAAUUUGAUGAUGUUGGUCGGAUCAUAACCGCAGAAUAUGAAAAAUUCUUUUUGGUCAAUGUCUAUGUACCCAAUUCGGGUAGAAAACUGGUGAAUUUAGAGGCCCGAAUGAAAUGGGAGAAACUUUUCCAAGAGUUUGUGGAAAAAUUGAAUGCCCGCAAACCCCUGGUCAUAUGCGGUGAUAUGAAUGUAUCGCAUCAGGAAAUUGAUUUGGCCAACCCGAAAACAAAUACCCGCAAUGCUGGCUUCACCAAAGAGGAAAGGGAUAAAAUGUCUGAGUUGCUGGCAUUAGGUUAUAUAGACACUUUUCGGCAUUUGUAUCCGGAUCGCAAGGGAGCCUAUACAUUUUGGACAUAUAUGGGUAAUGCCCGGUCGCGAAAUGUUGGCUGGCGUUUGGAUUAUUUCCUGGUGUCGGAACGUUUUAUUAAACGUGUCGUUGACAAUUGUAUACGCAGCCAGUGUAUGGGUAGUGAUCAUUGUCCCAUAACGCUAUUCUUGAAAUUGUAAUUUAAAG
Musca vetustissima is the source of this 2443-nucleotide messenger RNA. It is a transcript of the gene Rrp1, whose product is annotated as recombination repair protein 1. Gene Ontology annotation, molecular function: DNA-(apurinic or apyrimidinic site) endonuclease activity; endonuclease activity; double-stranded DNA 3'-5' DNA exonuclease activity. The coding region runs from base 1 to 2436 and encodes 811 amino acids. The record is from RefSeq and is a predicted model, not a curated record. Gene Ontology annotation, cellular component: nucleus. Gene Ontology annotation, biological process: base-excision repair. Lineage: Eukaryota; Metazoa; Arthropoda; Insecta; Diptera; Muscidae. The transcript is spliced from 5 exons.